This is a messenger RNA of Myzus persicae (green peach aphid), 1096 nucleotides long. Its product is annotated as bromodomain adjacent to zinc finger domain protein 2B-like. The record is from RefSeq and is a predicted model, not a curated record. Bases 212 to 1096 code for a protein of 294 amino acids. Lineage: Eukaryota; Metazoa; Arthropoda; Insecta; Hemiptera; Aphididae. The transcript has 7 exons.
AGUUGAUGCAUUAGAGACUGUUUUGGUAUAUCGUCUGUGUGAUGUGUUGGAUCCAUAAUGUAUACAAUAAAUUCUGUCCGAAUCCCUCAAUCAAUGCGACACCGAAUCGUUAUAAUACUAUUCACAAGAAUUAUCCAAUCUAUGCGUAAUAUUAUUUAAGUCUUCAUUUGUUACACUUGUAUCCAGACAGAGCAAAUACAUACUCGUUUCAAUGACACGCACGUCAAUCAAAAUAAUUUAUUUAACAUUAUUAUGGACUCUAACCUGCCCGUUCACACAAUGUUUCUCUCUCCUGAAUCCAUUAAAUUACAUUCCUCUUUUGACAAGCAUUCAAUCACUUCAAGCUCUUUCACUUAAAGUAUCCGAAGAAACUUACGACAAAGUAAACGAAGCUAUCAAAAACAACCCGAAUCUGUUAAAGCAAUUAAUUGCUCAAUCUUUGAAUUCAAAGUCAAAAUUGCCAUCUUCACCUCAGGGAGUUCCAGUAUUUAAUGGACUUUCAAGCAUUUUUCCUCCUUAUGGUACUGGUGUGUAUCCCGCUAACAAUCCUGUAACCGUAGCAUUGCCGGGAGAAUUCGUGGCUAAUGGUCAGAAAUAUGUAGUGACUAAUAGAUUAAAUUUACUCGGAAAUUUCUUCAAAAGAGCAGCUUCAGCAAUUACAUCACCGAUAUCAAAAUCAUUAAAUUAUGUUCAAAAUUUGGGACAAAAUCAAGGAGUUCUACCCGAUCUAUUACACUCAAUUUCAAAUAGAUUAAAUAAUGGCAAAGGAAAUGAAAAAGAAAAAGAAAAAGAAGAAGAAGAAGAAGAAGAAGAAGAAGAAGAAGAAGAAGAAGAAACACGAAAAAAAUCAAAUAAAAAAGACAAGAAAAAAGACAAGAAAAAGAAGAAAGAAGUAGAUGAUGAUGAAGAAAGCGACGAAGGAGAAAAGAAAAAAGAAGAUAGUGAUGACGAAGACGAAGAAGAAAAAAAUAAAUCUAAAGAAAAAGACAGGAAAAAGAAGAAAGAAGAAGAUGAUGAUGAAGAAAACAAUAAAGGAGAAAAGGAAAAAGAAGAUAGUGAUGAUGACGAUGACGAAGAAGAAGAUGAAGAAGAUUAG